Messenger RNA from Alosa sapidissima (American shad), 2444 nucleotides. RefSeq lists its product as uncharacterized. The coding region runs from base 309 to 1181 and encodes 290 amino acids. Lineage: Eukaryota; Metazoa; Chordata; Actinopteri; Clupeiformes; Clupeidae. The transcript is spliced from 7 exons. The record is from RefSeq and is a predicted model, not a curated record.
CGCACACACGCAGACAUACACACUCGCCUCUCUCUCUCUCUCUCGCACACGCACACAAUUAUACUCAUGGUGUGGUUGGUACUGUUGUUGACUCCGGCUCUCUGGGUACGCAUUGCCCAUUUCCAAAUAUAAACAUUGACCGCGCCGCUCUUCAAGGAGGCAACUUUCAGGAGCUCGCAAACUGCACUGGGGUGAGAAAGCGCCCAAAGACUAGCCUAAGCUACUUCGAAAACUUUGACAGCCAACAGUACACAGCAGAGGAACAGCGAGAGGGAAGACGGAGUGACGGGCGGACAGCUACUUUGAGGAUGGAGGAGGAAUGCACAGUCAAGCCAUCGGUGGCAGAGCUGGCUGGGCGGUUCAAGGGUCACCCUCUGCCAAUGCCUACAGCGAAUGACGAGAAACGGCCUAUCAGGAAAAUGCCCCCGUGCUCCUUGAACUUCCAUAAGAAAGAUGGUGACGGCGAACCAGAGAGACCUGCGAUUCUCUCACCCACCCCAAAGGGAAAGUUGAAGAUCUCCCCCCUGUUUGAGAAAAUCCAGGCGAACCUGGCCCUGUCCCCCACUGCCUUGAGUCCAGAUGUGAAGCUCCAGGCCACACCAUUCACCCCCGCCGGUCCCACGUCCCCGUGCAGCCCCCUGCCCCUUAGCCCCACGCUGCGGCUGCCGCCGCCACCGCAGCGGCACGCCAGCGAGGAAGAGGUGCCCAUCAGCUUCGAGCAGCCAGCCGAGGGCACGCCCCUGCCCAGCAUCAACAAGUGUCGGGCCCGUCUCUCCUUCAAGCGACGGCCACCCACCCGCCAGCACCGCAAGUCGGCCAGCGAGGACUUCUCCCCCACCGGCGAGCCCAAUGGAGACGACGCCGACGUGUUCGACACGCCCGCCGAGGGCCGCUCCUCCCCACAACCCUCCAUCGUGAAGGAAACCUCGGAGGAAGAUGGCGAAGGAGGAAAGGAUUCUGCCGAGGCCCAGGAGAAGGCCGCGUCUGGUGGGCAGGACACUGACAAGAAGGCCCCUGUGGAGACAGGUGUGGAGGUGCAGGCUGAGGAGCAGCAGCAGCAGCAGGAGCUGGACCCUGAGGAGGUGGUGAUGGAGGAGAGCCCCCAGGUGGAGGAGGGAGCAGCUCGGACGAUAGAGGAGGGGUCGUCUCCCGAGGGAGGGGACGGCAGUGGAAAGAACUAGAACCAAAAACACUGGAGACUGAGGCAGACACAUGCAAGCCAAAAAACUCGCCAUGCAUCAAGUAUGAAGCAAAAGAAAAAUGAAGAAAAACAAAUGCCAUGACAAUCUUGUGUCAAUAACUGAGGGGGGAUGCGUCACCACAAACACAAAUGGAAGAAGACAUGAGUUGGUCUCGGUCAGACCGGAAAGACUGAUGGUUGUUUUCUUUGUUCUUGUUCUGUUUACCCCUUUGUGUUGGACUGCCACCUUGUGUUCUUGUACUGCCCUUUAGAUAUUGCUAGGGAGGUGAGCGGAUGCCUCUGGUGUACACACCUGUGGCCACUGGGAGCGUUGUUCCCUUCAUGCAGGUCUGGCGCCUGAGAGAGAAAAUCUGGGCAACUCAGUCAAAAUUAAUAUUCUGAGCAAAACCAUUCUACGUGUAUCUCUUUAUCAGUGAAUUUGUUUGAUAAUAAUAAGGACCACCAGUCUUGUUUUUGCAAAAUGGCUUAAUUUACAUUUUUAAAUGCCUUUUUUUGAAAUGGGGGGGGGGGGGGGGGGGUAAGGUGUAAGAUGAGGGGGUAUUUGGUAUCUACCUGUUACAAAGAGGGUUUGUAUGGAAACUUAAUAUAUCAUUGACAGAAAGUGUAUAUGGGCUUCUGGUUGUCUGUGACUUGAAUGGAAAAUAUGUUACAAGAAAGUACUAUGGAACCGUGUAGGGGACGUGGGCAAAAAAUUGUACGCAUUAUACUGUGUGAAUGAAAUAGGACCUUAUCAUAGGACCCAUGUCUCCAUGUCCCAGUAUCUGUGCCCAUGAAAUAGGACUUUGUGCACAUGGUUUCUUUAAUCUAUGCCCACCAAAUUAGGAUUCAUACAAUGUUUCUUUUACAAUUAGUUAUUUCUUCCCAUCCCAGUACAGGAUGGCAGACCACUGGCCACUGGACAUGGAUUGCAUCAUUAUGAUUAGGCUGCUUUUUUUUUUACUGGAUGCUUACGAGGAUCUGAUUGUUGAAAAUGAAGGGUGGAAAACAAAUUGUGCACACAAAUGAAAGAAAUCAUGCACACGAAUCCCUAUUUCUUCCUAUCCCUAUGUCCCUCGGCAGGAUUCCUUAAAAUAAUGUCCACUGUGGACGAUGUUUUCUUUACACUGUUUGCAGCUACUUUCGGGGGAAAGGGGCUUUCCCUGUGAUUUAAGGACAUCAAAGCAUUUUCAACUGCUACUGUAGAUUACUCUAUGACCUUGUAUUGUAAAUAUCUAAUCAAAUAAAGAGCUUGAUUUAUAUUUUA